GAGGACCGGGCGGGGAGGAGGCGAGAGGCCGGGGAGGAGAAGAGGGAGGCAGCUCGGCAGAGAGGGAAGGGACGGGACCCGGCGCCCCGCGGGCCAUGCGCCUCCUGGCCACGGCGCUGGCCGCCCUGCUGGCCACGGCCCCGGCCCCAGAUGUUUGUGAGGCUUUAAAUGUGACAGUCUCUCCAGGACCAACAGUGCGAUACUCCGAGGGAGAUAAUGCUACCCUUUACUGCCACAUUUCUCAAAAGAGAAAGACAGACAAUUUGCUGGCUGUGCGGUGGGUCUUCGCUACGUCACCUACCCAGGAGUAUCUGAUGAUCAAAAUGACAAAGUUUGGGUCUGUCCAGUAUUAUGGAAAUUAUACUCAUCAUUUCCACAAGCGAAGACUUCAUCUUCUUAAAGAGAAGCAUGGAACUAUGUACAAAUUUCUUAUUCUAAGCCUUCAGCAAACAGAUCAAGGACAUUAUAUAUGCAAAGUCCAGGAAAUUGGCAAACACAGGAAUAAGUGGACGGCAUGGUCAAAUGGCACAGCAGCUACUGAAAUAAGAGUGAUUUCAUCAAAAUCUUCUGAUGAUCCCACUUUCAAGAAAAACCAUGAAGCUUGGAAGUUUUUUGAAGAUCUGUACGUGUACGCAGUCUUUGUGUGUUCAAUAGGAAUCAUCAGUGUCCUCCUUUUUACACUUGUCAUUCUCUGUCAGUCACUCCUGAACAAGAGGAGAUCCACAGUGAAGCAUUACCUGGUGAAAUGCCCCCAGAACAGCUCCGGGGAGACUGUUACCAGUGUGACAAGCAUGUCCCCUUUACAGACCAAGAAAGUAAAGAAAAAGAAAGAGAAAGAGAAACUGGAGCAGCCACCAGCUAUCCCAGCAAAAGCUCCAAUAGCCAAUAAUUUUCCUAAGCCCAAACUCUUGAAACCUCAAAGAAAAUUGAUCCUGCCAAAAAUUGCAGAGGAGAACUUAACAUACGCUGAACUUGAACUUAUGAAGCCGAUUCAGGAAGCCAAAGGCAUUCCCAGUACGACGGUCUAUGCACAGAUACUCUUUGAGGAGAACAAGCUGUAAUAGUUCAUGCCUGUAUAAAUGUCCUUUGUCUGUGUUCUAUUUAAUUCUUGCUGUGCUGUUUAUUUAUAAAAAUCAUACAAAUGUCCUUAUUUUUUUAUUUCCAUUCAUGCACUUCUAUUUUUCUAUGAGACUUUUAAACAAAAUGUAGCUGAAAGUAAUCAUAGAAAAAGCAGCUGGUCUACAAGCAACAUCCCAGAAACACCCUUUGUAGUGUUCGACCCCUCUGUUUUAAAUGGGCUGAAGUUCCACCUGGGGCAUUUUCAAUACUAAACAUUAUUCCUUCGUGGAUGCUAAUAUGAUGAGUCCAGCUGCAAACAUCAACAUCUUAACAAGCCUCAGAAGGACUAGUGGCAGGACCCGUGCACAUCAGCCUGCUUCUAAAGGCAAAGACCACUAACCAGGAAAUUUGUCAAUUUAAUGCUAUUUUUCCCAUCAGAAAAAUAUUAACUCAGUAAAGCUGAGACUUUUUUCUACAGCAAAGGAAAAGCUGAAAUUUCUUUUUCUUCUACUUCCCCCCCCCCGAAAUAAUUAUAAAAAGGUUUGGUUUCUAUAUUUUCAAAUUCCCUUUCUAAAUGACAUUGCCUUUAAAAUCUUAGUUACUUUUAGUAAAGUUCUUAAAUGCUUGAAAUCAAACAUUUCAGAAUGAUCCAAAAGAAACAUCCAUAGUUAAACCUCCAAGAAUAUUUAUAGCUUGGGAGCAUUUUCCAGGAUUUGAUCCUUUUUUAAUUCUGAUUGGGAAUAGGAAAAAAGUUGAUAGUGAGUAAAAGACUUCGACAGAACCAGGACUGCUUUUGACCUUGGUCUAUAUUGGUGCUCCCAAACCGGCAAAAGUUUCCUCCUGUGGCCUACAUUACUGAGCUGCUGAUCUACAGGAAACACUUGCACAGCUUCUACUUUAAUAUGGGCAGGCUCCAUUAACGUCCUGCUCACUUACUUUGGAGUUAUUUCUUUGCAAAGACCAGGGCUCCAGAGAUAGGGAACUGAGCCUACUGUGAGAGCACAAAAUAUUCUUCCUCUUUCUUCAUCUCUUGAUAACCAGGAAGGGAUUCUUCCUUUUCCUUUGAUACAUGUUCAUGAAAAAUGGGCUAUUCUGGGCAUUUCAGACAUGAAAGAUAGCUGGACUGAUGUUUUCAAGCUCCUAAAUCUCCAAUGCCCAAAUGCCACCAAAGGUCAGGGAGAGUUGGGUACUAAAUGUCUUUCAGCCCUUGGGAAGCUUUAACCCUUGAGUAACCGCAAAGUUAAUGGAGAUGUAAAAGCAUGGGCUCUUUAGUUCACCAUAGGCCCUGGAGAUCUGAUACUUGGCAUCUGCCAGGUCCUCUCCAGGUCUGAGAGGGAGGCCCUUGACACAGCACCCAUUCAGCAGUAUUUAGUGUGGAUUUCAGAGUAGCACUUGCAAGCCUUGCGUUCUGAAAUCCUAAUCAAGGUGAUCCAAGUUGCUUCCUCCUUUACAGGUCAGGCUUUUUAGUGAUACAGCAACUUCUCACCAGGGCUCAGAGCACAGCUGGGAACCACCAUAGGAAUGCUCAUGCCCUUAUCCCUGUUACUGCAUGGGAGCACAGGGGAGGAAGGCAGGGGUGACAAAGCAGGGAUGGGGACACACGACAAAGGGAGAGCGCGCCCUUUUGCAGGGUUUCACCAGAAUAAGCGAGUCUGUAUAAACUGCUUUUUAACUUUCUUAAACGGGGGUAGAGAUUAGGCAGCAUACAUAAUUUGUUACUGUAUAGCCAGGAUGUGUAAAUGUAAAAUGCAGUCACCUGCUUCCAUGUUAGAUAAAAAUCUCUUGCAUAAAAAAAAAAGAAUUUAAGAAAAGCUUGUCAGGCUGGCCAUUAUGUACAGUACUAUUUCCAACUCUAGACCCUCAUCAGGACAGUUCUUUCCAAACUAAGGCCAGCAUUUAUCAAUAGGUUUGCUGGUAAUUAUUUGCAUUUUUAAUGUCUGCAUUUGUGAACUGUCAAGAAAAUGUUUGUUUCACCCUUCUAUUACCCCAGGAGUUUAAUCACCCACCAAAAGGGCAUGGUGUCUUUCCUUGUUCUCUGAUCAGGUGAUGAACUUUCAAUGACAACAGCAAUCAACUUGACCAAAAAGAAAUUGAUGCUAAAGAGUGAUCAAACAUUCAUGGAUCUGACUAUUCAGAGAGGACAUCUCAUGCAGACAGCUAUAAGGAAGGCCUUAGAAAAGUAUAGAAUUUAUUAGUGAUUCCUUUGGAAUUAGAAAUAAAACCCUAACACAUUAAUGAGUUGACCCCUUAGUUGUGAAAACUUUUUAGAAAGUUUGGUAUAUAAACAUUCCUUUUACAUAGAACUGGCCAAUGUGCCCACUGUUCAGAAAAAUCCUCUACUGUAUGUUUAUGCCCAGUAUUUUAAUGAAUACCAUUCUUUGUGUAUUAAUACUCUAUAUAUCCUUGUUUAUGUUUGAUAUCUAAUUCCCCAAAUAAUAGUUAAUUGAGCUAAAUAAAUAACCUUUUUUAGUGAGAAGUUCUCUCAGUCUGUGUAGGAUUUAUUAUUUAUUCAAGGAUACGUGUUUAUGUCGUACUCAGCAUUUAGACAAUCCCUGUAGGUGGGAAU
Molecule: messenger RNA, 3625 nt
Organism: Grus americana (Whooping crane)
Lineage: Eukaryota; Metazoa; Chordata; Aves; Gruiformes; Gruidae
Gene: VSTM4
Product: V-set and transmembrane domain containing 4
Exons: 8
Coding region: 96-1061 (321 amino acids)
Source: RefSeq, a predicted model, not a curated record